AUGGCCUCGGCCGUGGAACAGUCCGCGCCGCUCUUCUCUCGUUCACAGUCCAACCCCAACAUCUUCUCGCUGUCGUCGUUCGAGAAGCCCACGGCCAGCCCCGCCGCCUCUCUUCACCACGAGGUGCUCGACUGGAAGAGCUGGGCCGACAUCCCGGCCUUCGAGGUCCCCUCUUUCAACUCCGACUUCGAGCUCGACACCUCCGUCUUCGCCAAUGGCAAGAAUCCCUCUCCGUCUCCCAGGCCCGAGCCGCCUCCACAGGAGCUCGAGGUCCCAGACAGAGUGUCCCGAAAGAGCUCCGUCGCGCGCUCGAGGACCGUCUCCCUGAUCAACCGACCUCGCUCAUGGCUCUCGUCCAGUUCCAAGUCGACCAAAGAUGCUGCAAACGACGACCGGCGGAGCAGACCCCCUUCGUCGGCUGACGACAACAUCCCUGCCCCCGUCGCCGCGUCCUUGGAGCCGUCCGAAUCCAAAUCGUCGGACCGAGGCAUGCCAACCCCGGCCACCUUUGCCAACUUUGCCAGGUGGUCGUGGACGACUGCGUCUCGCUCGCCAUCGCCCAAGACAGUGCCUAAACCCGCCCCCGCCAAGCCGCCAGCCAAGCAAACCAAGGCGCCACCAGAACGCCUGCAGCUUAUCAUGGACCCCAUCACGGAGUCCGACUCGAGACAGACGAAACAAGCCAAUUCCGCCGAUCCAACCAAGCCGGCCAAGCCGAUCAAUCGCUCGGGUUUAUAUUUCGCCAAGAUGAAGAACAAGACACCGGCUCUCGCCGUAAGGGCUCACGAGGGCCCCGACUCCGACAAUAGCUGCGCUUCGUCGUCGACGAGCCUCGGGAACAGAGCCUCCAACAGCGACAAGACGAGUGCGUCGCAGUCGACCUGCAGCGACGGCAACACAGACACCCCGGUGACGGACUUGUCGACCGAGACGACGUUCCCCCAACACGAUCCCUUGUGGCCUUCCUUCAAGUCCCUCGAGGCGGACCUGAAGGGCUUUGGAAUAAAACCCACGGCGCAGCGUGUCGGCCAAAUCAAGAAUGGCCUCGUGCCCUUUUUGAGGAACUCCAUGGACCACAAAUCGGUCAAGAGCUUGAAGCUCGAGGAUGUCGACCGGAGGGCCACCGUGCUGAACAAGUGGUGGGUUGCCCUUCUCGACAUGCUGUACGACCGAGCCCAGCAUCCCGUCCCAGGCGUCGACCGUCCCAUUCUACUCGAGGCGGCGACCCUGCUCAUGAUGCGCCCCGAAUGGCGGCAGGCCACGACCUACUUUCAGCCGCUGUCUGAACGAUGUCCGGCGGAGCGUGUCCGAUCGAGAUCCUGGACCAACGCCUCCCAGUCGACCGACGCCUCCCACCGGUCGGCGCUACUGAUGGAGUCGGCCGAGCACAACGUGAGAACCAUGUUUGUGUCGAACCUUGUAAGGCAGAUGGGCUACGUGGUGGAGAAGAUGUCGGUGCGCCACGCUCCGCUGAGCUUGGUCAACUUUGCCGGCAAGACCUGUGCAUAUGCCUUCUUCUUCGCGCCGGGCGUGGCGGACAUCCUCGUUCGGCUGUGGGGCCUGACUCCAGAGCUGAUCCGUCGCACCUCAGACGUGUUCAACCUACCCCGAAAGGACGGCGGGGAAAGCGACGACAUCGUGGCCCUCUUCCCCCCCAAGCUGGGUCCUCUGGGCUGGACGUCGGCGAGAGCAAUGUGGGACAUGCUGAAGCAAAUUCCCAAGAUGUCGCUCUUCGUCGCCAGGAUCGGCUGGACGGGGCCUUGGGUGUCGCGGUGGAAAGGCCGCGACACCGAUCUCUUCUUUAUCUUUUGCAAAUACUUUCACGUUCUCUUGGACCAAUUCAUCCCGCCCGGUCUGCCCGUGACCGAAAAGGCCCGAUCCCCGGCCUUUCUCCUGAUUCACGCCCAGCUCCUCUCCAUCAUCGAUACGACGAUCCACCGGCAAAUGGCCCUUGAACACGCGUAUGGCCCUCCGUUGAUGGACUCGGCCAACGGGGCCGAUGCGUCAGCCAUGGCCGUACCGCUGCCUCCGACGAACCUUCUAAGGAACAUGUCUGAAAAUGGAUCGGUGAUCCUGCUCCGAGACUUUCUCGCCGACGACGCCCCUGAAGUGGUGAGCGCGCGUCACACGUUCGCCGAGGCCUUUGCGUGCCUGAUAAAGGGGGCAACAUGCAAGACGUCCCAGUACAACAGCGCGGCCUGCUUUACGCUGUGCGAUUUCCUCGACGAGGUGAUUGUGAUUUACCACGAUUUCGAAUCCCGGGAUGCACGGUCGAGCUACAUCGACUGGGACUUCUGGCUCGAAGUCUGCAAGCGCAUCAUGAGCUCCCUCAACACCAUGUCGGAGGUCCGCAUGCUCUCUUUCCUCCAUACCAUCUGGGACGCGGUGGCCAAGGAUCCUCGGCGCAAAGCAACGUUCUGUUUGGAGUGGCUCCUGACCGAGGAGACGUUCAACUCCUUCUUCAAUAACUGGUGCCCCAUGGUCCGGGCCUACUACCAGCGUCUUUUGUGCUGGAGGAUCUGCCGUGACGACGGCAAUGCCAAUGAGGUGGAUCUCAACAUCAUGCUCGUAGCGUCGGCGAGGCUCAAGACUGUUUGGUCUCACUACCUGUAUCUGAAGAGGAGCGCAGAGGAAGCCGGGCGCGCCCUUCCCUCGACCAUCCCCAUGAGUCCUGCUGUUGGCAAGAAAUUUAUGAUUGUCCGCCAAGAGGUCAACUCGGCGCCACCAGGCGUCUUUAUGGGAUUCGACACGUUUGCCCGAUCCAGCGCCAACGAUGCUCUGCCCGCCCACUGCUACCCAGAAACGCAGCUGCUGGUCAAGGGCGACUCGAAGAAACGGUGGUCCUUACUCGGCAAGGUUCUCUCCAUGACUACCGGCAGCAGCACCGGCCAGCCGAUGGCCUCGGAAGGACCUGUCAGAAGUCCAGUCGCGGAAAGCGAUCCGUUUACCGCUCGCCGGGGCGCGAUGGAGCUUUCGACGCGCGCCAUGGCGCCGAUGCUUUCGAACGGAGCCAAGCCUACCUUCAAGACGCCCGCGAUAGAACCGGACUCUCUUGGGCGUGACCUGACACGCCCCAAGCUCCCCGCCCCCGCGCAGGCUCAGGUUGCCGCAAGAGCUCGAGACAGGCCCGUGACGCCGACGGCGCCAGUUCAUAGACCGAAGGCGCGGCGUGCCGAAGAUGCAAAACUUAACGGACCGAGCCAGACGGGAAGGCGGACCUCGGUGAAUGCCUCCGUGGAGGAGUGGCUCAGAGACACGUCCAUGGCGACGAUUGGACUGGGCAACGAAAACUGGAACAUGAGCAACCCAACCAUUGGCGAGAGGCGUGUCAAUCCUGGUGCCGGGUCUAGAGCGGGAGCGCAAGACCAUGAAAGUGCCCGGGAGACGUUGGUCAAGGCGGUGAAACCGAACGGGAUAUUCGGCAAAAACUCGGUAUACUCGGGUCGGGCUUUGGCCGAGUGGGCCCACGUGGUGGCGGAGUAUAACAGCUUCGUGGAGCGCCGGCGGGAAGAAGGAGUCGAACGCCUGGGCGAGGUGGAAGUACCCGGGCUCGGCGUGGAAGGGUUUCGCAAGAUUGGUGGCUAG
Messenger RNA from Hirsutella rhossiliensis, 3585 nucleotides. Its product is annotated as protein family UPF0592. Lineage: Eukaryota; Fungi; Ascomycota; Sordariomycetes; Hypocreales; Ophiocordycipitaceae. The record is from RefSeq and is a predicted model, not a curated record. Bases 1 to 3585 code for a protein of 1194 amino acids. The transcript is spliced from 3 exons.